AUGGAUUCCGCCGCCGCCUCCGAUGCUGAUCAGAUUGAAGAAGAAAGUGACAGCAUAAGCUAUACUCCACUAUCGUUCUACACAAGUUCCACCGUCAACCACCUUGUACUCAUGUAUAAGGGUAAACCUCUCCGAAAAAACUUUAUUCCACUAUCGCUCUACACCACCGUCCACCACCCUGCUCCGACGUGUAAGCGAAACAACUCCUCUAUUUCUAUUCCCGAUGAUCUUGCUUUCUCUAUUCUAUCAAAACUGCCAGUAAAAUCAUUGAAGCGCUUUGCAUGCUGCCAUCUGCCUGAGACACCUGAUUGUUUUUGCCUCACUGAAUUCCAUUUGCUCCACAACAAACGCAAAUUCAAUUUGCCAUCUCCGUUUCCACAUUCUGACGGUCCUAAUUGUAUUCUCUCCUCCACAAGUGUUAACGGCAUUUUUUGUCUCGGCCUGAAUGAUCGAGAAAAGGUCAUGUAUGUAUUGUGGAAUCCCCUUACUGAGGAAUUCAUGGUCGUUCCUUCGAGUCCGGCUGAACUUAUACCGAAGCGCCCUCAAAGCAACUUCUAUCAGGAGCAUUCUUUUCACGGGUUUGGUUAUGAUCAACUUAGAGAUGACUUUAAGCUCUUUGCUGGUCUCGAAGUUUAUCUUGAUGGAGCGUGUCAUUGGUUGGCCUGGAAAUCUAUCAACAACAGCGCACUACUUACUGGAUUAAGUCUCUUGUCAUUUGACCUCGGUGAUGAGGUGUUCCUUACAACACCCAUCGGAGAAGAAUCUUAUACUCCAUACACUUAUCAAGCACGCUUGGCUGUGUUAAAUGGCUCAAUUGCUUUAAUCUCUAAUUAUCAUGAUGAUACUGUUUUUCACAUAUCUAUUCUCGGUGAAAUUGGUGUGACUCAAUCAUGGAUCAAACUAUAUGUUUCUGACCCCUUUCCUUCCCUCCAAUGGCCCCUAGUUGGAUUUGGGAAGAACGGAUGUAUUUUCUUUACCAAAAAAGAUUCUACACAAAAAGAUUAUGAACUAGCCUACGUUGACUUGAGCACCCAAAUAAUUCAGGAUGUUGGUUUUACGGUUGGAGAGGGAAGUACUUUUAUCACUGGUCUUUACAAGGAAAGCCUGCUUUCGAUUGGAGGAUCAAGUCAUUAG
Vicia villosa (hairy vetch) is the source of this 1134-nucleotide messenger RNA. RefSeq lists its product as uncharacterized. The record is from RefSeq and is a predicted model, not a curated record. Bases 1 to 1134 code for a protein of 377 amino acids. NCBI's taxonomy places the organism in Eukaryota, Viridiplantae, Streptophyta, Magnoliopsida, Fabales, Fabaceae. The transcript has 3 exons.